UCCUCCCCCCAAAUCCCCGCCACGCGAAGCUGCGGCGCACGAUUGAAGAAUGUCCCGUGUUCCAUUGGGAAAAGUCCUCCUGAGGAAUGUCAUCCGGCAUACAGAUGCUCACAAUAAGAUUCAGGAGGAAUCAGAUAUGUGGAAAAUAAGAGAACUGGAGAAACAGAUGGAAGAUGCUUACCGGGGGACCAAAAGGAAAAUGUUACCCAGUAGUUCAAGCCGGAUGCGUAGUGAUGGUUUUGAUGAAGAAAGUCAAAGAGACUAUUGGAGGCCAAAGAAUGAAAUUUCUGGGGCACUGGAAGAUGAUUUUCUGAAGGCUAAAUCCUGGAAUAAGAAGUUGUAUGAUUAUAAAGCUAAUAUGCCAGACAGAUGGGGUCACAGUGGUUAUAAAGAGUUAUACCCUGAAGAAUUUGAAACAGACAGUAGUGAUCAGCAAGAUAUCACCAAUGGAAAAAAAACAUCUCCCCAAGGAAAACCAUCUACCCACGAGUCUCACAAACACAAGAAGUCAAAGAAAUCUCACAAAAAAAAGCAGAAAAAAAAGUCACACAAAAAACAGAAGAAAAGCAAAAAAGAAGCCACAGAUAUAACAGCAGAUUGCUCAAGCGAGUUCUCGGAAGAAACUGGGGCUUCUAGUACCAGGAAAAGGAAACAACCGCAUAAACGCAAGAAAAAAUCCAGGAAAAAGUCUCUCAAAAAAUCUGCUUUAUUCUUGGAUGCAGAAAGUGACACUUCCCAGUCGGAUGAUUCUGCAUCCAGCAGUUCUGAGGAAGGUGAGGAAAGAGACACCAAGAAAACCAAAAGAAAAAAGAGAGAGAAAGAAGUCCAUAUCCCUAUAGUUAACAAUGAAAUACAGGAGAGGACAAACAAACGCACAAAUUGGAAAGUGGCUACAGAUGAACGGUCUGCAGAGAGUUCAGAGGAUGACUGAAGAGGAGAGCUAUUCCAUUUCCCAUCUGACUGGUUACUUACAGCUCUUCCACCUUGGGUUUUGCCAGUGACUCUCUUGCCCAGCACAGGGACCCUGAUGUCAGAGCUAUCCUGUGCCAUCUAUCUACGUUCUGACAGACUUCUUGUCUUCUGUUUUGGCCUGUUAAACUUGAUCCUCUGAUUGUUAAUAGGGAAUCUGGUAUUUUGUUAUGAAGUUUUCU
Molecule: messenger RNA, 1151 nt
Organism: Lutra lutra (Eurasian river otter)
Lineage: Eukaryota; Metazoa; Chordata; Mammalia; Carnivora; Mustelidae
Exons: 1
Coding region: 50-931 (293 amino acids)
Source: RefSeq, a predicted model, not a curated record